GAGGCAACAGCGGGUUAGCCGAAGCGAGCUCCCUCCCCCCUCCACCCCCGGCUCGUGAUAAUUCGGUCCGUGUCUUCGUCUUAAUUUAGCACCGACGUGUUAUUUCCUUGGAGCUCUAGAAUGGUCUCAUGGACUAAUUGGUUUCAGCAGCAAUGGAGCACAGUGAGUUGUUUCACUGCGUGUCAAGACAAUGGUUCGUUCUGAAACUUGUCUGAAGAGGUUCAAAGUAGCAUCUAGAUGUGACAUUGUCACAGGAGGACAGGCAACAAGACGGCUGCCUGUUGCCCUGCAGUUUGAAGGGGGACUGCAUGGCCAGCAGCCCUCACUGAAGAGGUGACCAUGAGUAUCCCACUGGUUCCAAAGAAACCCUGUUUCAGUCAGUUGCGAGAGCACCAAGAGCGGGCAAAAAACAAUAACGAGAGCAUGCUAAGCACUGGAGAUACAAAUGCCAAUCAAAUCAUGUUGGAGGUCAGCUCCCCGCAUGAUGAGCCUGGGACACAUGAUCUGGAUGAUGGAAUUGGAAAUGCAAAUAUAAGCAGGCCACAGUACCACAGCCACUCCCAGAAGGAGCCCCCUCAACCUCAGGGCUUUGGGAAAGGGGCUCAGGCUGCCUCUACCAGCCAGAGGGAUUUUCAUCCUUCUCUGGCUGUUCAUAGACAACUGAGUGAAGAACACACAGUGAAAAGAGCUAUCCUGCAGACCCCCCAGGGUGUUCAGGAACCAGGCUUAGCCAGCUGGAGGAAUGCAGUGGGUCAGGCCAGUCCGGAGGGUUCGGCUAAAAGGGGAGCUGAAGUUCCCCGGCACAUUCCCAAGGACAAACUGGCGAAGACCCUUGACAACGAAGAGCUGAAAAGAGCCAGCAGCUCAGCAAUUGCAGCUGGCGGUCUCAUUCGGGAGAAUCUGCAGGCCGUGCGGCUGGGCACCUCAGAGCCACAGGGCCUUGUGUCUGGGCGUGGGGAGGGGCCCCAGGGGACAUUGACUGGUCACGCUCCGGGGACAGUUUUAUCUCUAGGGGAGAAUACCUCAGAGGGGAGGUGUGUACGUCCUCCUAAACCAUCUACCUCAGAAGCCAGGGGGUCCAUCCCAUCAGACACCAAGAUGGAAGGGACGCAGGGCCUGGACGUUUACAGCGAGUGUAUCGCUCACCCAGAAUGGACUCCCAAUUCAGCUUCAGCACUGAAGGUAAUUCCCAGCCCCAGUCACCCAGAAGUGUGCAAGGGUCAAGGAACAGGGGAGCUCAAAGUGGAGCGCAAAUAUCUGCAGCCCAGGAAUGAGCAGGGGCUAAAGUCAGCCCAGGCACAGGGGCUGGGAUGUCAUGAGGAGAAAAGCAUGUCACCUGUGGAGAGGAAGGAGCUACAGGAGAAGACACAUCAAGAAGCCACGAGCCAACUGAACAGUAGCCACCACCAGCUUGGAGUAGAAGAAGGCAGCGGCCUGGAAGAAGUGAUGGGAGUCAGUGCCGGUGUGGAGGGGUUUCAGCAAGCCACCCCGGCGCAGAACACUGCUCCUGGAGAGGGAGGUACUAGACUUACUGGUAACACAUCACCAGGCCCUGGAGGUAGGAGGGUUAGGGAAACAGCAUCCAGUGACUUUGUACCUAGUGAUGGUCGCAUAGCUUGUGUUCUCCGUGAUACGACUGAGAGCAUUUCCUCCGAGGUCAGUAGGGAGGAGAGGAGGCAGGGUAGCCAGAACACAGACAGUGUCAAGGCAUUGACCACAGGUCCCUCUGUGGGAGGGAACAGAGGUGAGGACCCUGAGCUCUUGGGCCCUCACAGUGGCAACUCAGAAGCCAGGAAAGGCAGAGAGACAGCGACACCUGUAGCUGAAGACGGGAACCUUCUAGAAAGCGCAGCCCAAACCGAAGGCACUCCAGCUGGAGGAGAUUCAGUUUUCAGCACCCCAGCCCCCCUCCACCCAGAGACAACUGUGAACUUGACUCACCACCCCACUCCUCAAGGUAGUAGUUCUCAGUUCAGCGUGGACGCGGGGUCACCCUCGAUGGCCUUGUCCCCCACUGAUGAUGGGCAGGUGUUGAACACGUCCCUGAAAGUGCCCGACAGGAGCACCUGCCCCAGUGGGAUCCCCAAGCCUCCUUCACAUCCCAAGGACACACCCUCCUCGCAGGAAGCAACCGAGAAACUGGAGACGGAGAAAGUGGAAGAAAGAACAGAGACAAAGCCAGUCCUUAUGCCGAAGCCCAAACACGUGAGGCCCAAGAUCAUCACUUACAUCCGUAGGAACCCCCAGGCACUGGGUCAGGGGGAUGCCUCACUGGUCCCCGUGGGGCUUCCGUAUGCCCCUCCUGCAUGUGGCAUGCCUCUUCCACAAGAGGAGAAGACAGCCAACCGUGACCUCCAGCCACCUGCCAACAUGUACGAGAAAUUCAAGCCUGAUUUGCAGAAGCCGAGGGUCUUCCCCUCUGGACUGAUGGUGUCUGGGAUCAAGCCCCCAGGGCAUCAUUUCAGUCAGAUGAGUGAGAAGUUUCUGCAGGAGGUCACGGACCACCCUGGGAAAGAAGAAUUUUGCUCACCUCCUUACACUCAUUAUGAAGUGCCCCCCACUUUCUAUCGCUCCGCCAUGCUCCUUAAGCCCCAGUUGGGAUUGGGGGCAAUGUCACGUCUCCCAUCCACCAAGAGCAGGAUUCUGAUUGCAAGUCAGAGGUCAUCAGCCAGUGCCAUCCAUCCACCCGGACCAAUAACAACAGCUGCUAGUUUCUACGGUUCUGAUCCUUCAGUAUCCACUGAGGCCAGCAGAGGACAUCAGACUCUCCUGGAGUUAACAGACCAUUAUCUCAAGAAAGCCUCCAAUUCAAAUGCUGCAAAAUCCAGUCUACCAAAAUCUGGGCUCCGUCCUCCUGGUUACUCACGUCUCCCAGCAGCCAAGCUGGCGGCCUUCGGCUUCGUGAGGAGCUCCAGUGUCUCUGCAGUGCCCAGCACCCAGUCCCUGGACAGUGUGCAGCCAGAGCAGAGCCGGCCAGCGACCCGUUCAGCCUUUGGGAAUGAAGAGCAGCCACCUCUGAAGCCUGUUCCACCUUCAAAGGACACACCCAAGGGAGCUGGCCGGGCGGCCCCUGCACCUUCCUCCAAUGCAGCAACACCACGCAGGAGUUUACUUCCGGCACCAAAAUCCACUUCCAUGCCUGCUGGAACGAAGAAAGAAGCACAGAAAGACGCAGAUGCUAACAAGCCUGCUGUGUCGUCUCCCAAGAGAACAGCCGCCUCCUCCACCAAGCUUCACUCACCAGGGUACCCAAAGCAGAGAACCACUGCUUCUCGAAAUGGGAUCACACCCAAGCCUGACCUGCAGGCCCGCGAGGCAGAGCGACAGCUGGCCCAGCGACUAAGGGACAAGUGUGAGUGGCAGGCCAGGCAACUGGGCCUGGCUCGAGAGGAGCUGAAGAGGGCCAUCCAUGGCUUCGACGCCCUGGCUGUGUCUACUCAGCAUUUCUUUGGAAAGAGUGAAAGUGCCCUUGCGAAAGAAAAAGAGCUGUCAAUCGAACUUGCAAACAUCAGAGAUGAAGUGGCCUUCAACACCGCCAAGUGUGAGAAACUGCAGAAGGAGAAGGAGGCGCUGGAGAGGCGGUUCGAGGAGGAGCUGAGGAGGCUGGGCUGGCAGCAGCAGGCCGAGGUGCAGGAGCUGCAGGAGCGGCUCCAACAACAGUUCCAGGCGGAGAGCGCGCACCUGCAGGCGGAGCACCAGGACCAGCUGCUGCGCAUGCGCUGCCAGCACCAGGAGCAGGUGGAAGACAUCACUGCCAGCCAUGAGGCUGCUCUGCUGGAGAUGGAAAACAACCACACAGUUGCCAUCACGAUCCUGCAGGAUGACCACGACCACAAAGUUCAAGAACUGAUGGCCACCCAUGAAUUUGAGAAGAAGGAAUUGGAAGAAAACUUUGAAAAACUGCGGCUGUCGUUACAGGACCAGGUGGACACGCUGACUUUUCAGAGCCAGUCUCUGCGGGACAGAGCCCAGCGCUUUGAGGAAGCGCUAAGGAAAACCACGGAGGAACAGCUGGAGCUUGCCCUGGCUCCCUAUCAGCACCUGGAAGAAGACAUGCAGAGCCUGAAGCAGGUGCUGGAGAUGAAGAACCAGCAAAUCCACCUGCAGGAGAAGAAGAUCAUAGAGCUGGAAAAGCUGGUGGAGAAGAAUAUCAUCCUGGAAGAAAAGAUCCAAGUUCUCCAGCAGCAGAACGAAGACCUCAAGGCCAGGAUUGACCAGAACACGGUUGUCACCAGACAACUGUCGGAGGAAAAUGCUAAUCUCCAGGAAUACGUGGAGAAAGAGACCCAGGAAAAGAAGAGACUGAGCAGAACCAAUGAAGAACUACUUUGGAAGCUCCAAACCGGGGACCCAACCAGCCCGAUUAAAUUGUCCCCGACAUCCCCGGUAUACAGAGGCUCUUCCUCUGGACCCUCCUCUCCAGCCAGAGUCAGCACCACACCUAGAUGACAUCGCUUUGCCACCCACAGGAGCUCAGGCUUCUGUCCAUCGGAGGGAGUGCUGGCCAGGUGCUGGGGACCGCCCAGUGCGCAUGCUCAGUAGCUGCAUCUACAUCUUAGCGGCGUCCUCUCUGACCCCUGUGUGAGACCGUCCUGGUAUUGGCACUUAGAAAGGUGUAGGCAGCAGAUUCCUGUGUCCAAAAAUGUUUUAGUGUAGUUAGAGGCAAAAGCGAACUCCAAAUGUUCUUGAGCGUUGAACUUUCACAGCAAAAGUGUAGGUCAGUUGCAAACAGCUCCGUUUUGAAUACACAAAACCCUCCUUAUCCUGUGUGGGUAUAUUCAGACAUGUGGAUAUACACAUGUGGCGAUUCUGAAUUGCAUUUUUUAUAACAUGAUGUGCUGACAUAUUUUAGUGAUGGUCAGCAGUUUUCUAAGUUGUGUCUAAGAAUUAUUGGGAAAUGAAAAUGCAUUUCUAUCUAGUUUCCUGAAAAUAUUUCUACCCAAAAUAGAGAAGAAAAAAUGGAAAAAAAAAAGAUAGAAGCACGUCUAUCUGCCGCCAAGUGGUACCCUGCUUAACAUAAACACCAGCGAUUUGUAGAUGGUAACUGCCUUUGGAGCAAUUAGCUUCUUAGUGGGGUCCCUGUUACCCCAUUGCAAGAUUUAAUUAUGACCCUUCCCAUCCUGAGAGGAUGAAAUGUAGCAGGGGAAACACUGAGGAGUCCAGUGGUUUGGCCCAUGUUUUUCCCCUUAGUGAUACACUACAGUUUUGAAAACACAAAUUUAGCUUCCCCUCCACACCCUAAACAGCAUCUUGGAGUUCAUCAUCAAGCUAUGAUCGCAUCCUCAGGAAGACACGGAGGAGUGUGACCUUUGUAGUGAAGAUGAGCUUGAACUUGGAGAAAGGCUAUACCAUGCAUGGUCCAUCCUAAUGAUGAAGGAAGAAUGCUGGUAGGGGCCAUGUUUGAGCAGGCCCAGAAUAAGGACGUGUCUUCCGGUCAUUGCCCUUCGCAGGCAACACUCCCCAUCUUUAGUUUGGUUCUUUGACUCAGCCCCACCACCACACAUCAAGAUGGCUCAGGGGUUCUAGUCAGGGCUUCCAGAAACCAACCUUUCUGUCUCGGGUGGCGGGGAGUCAGUUCUAAAGGUGCUAGAUCAUGUCCUUUCUGAUGGAGGGUCACCAGGGCUACACCCGGCUGUGGUCCCAUCUUAACCCCGGAAGGCUCUCCCAAAUAAGGAAGGCCAGUGUAACAGCCAGCCAGUGGCCAGCAGCUGCUGGACUGGUCUUUGUCUCUAAGAUGGUAGAAUUAGAACAUGAAAGGUAUUCAUGUAGUGCUAUGGAAGAUUAGAAGCAUGACCCACAGAAGAGAAGUAGUUGUAUCAGUCAAUACAGUGGUGAUAAUGAUACCUUUGUUUCCUUAUGUGACAAAGACCCUUCACUUCCUAAGCAUGGGCCAGUCUGAGCAUGCCCUAGAUGAGAAGAGCCAUUGAACCAGGAAGAAACAGCCUGGGGAUGGUGUCAGCUUGUCCUGUGGCUCCAAGUUGGGCUUCCUGAUUUCAGGUGCAUCUGACUGUAGUCAACCUCCGUGGGUCUUGCCCAUUCUGGAGACGUACGCAGUAGAUGCACAUCAAAGAAACAGGUCUUCUUCCUUUGGCUCUGCAUGAUACUGGGAUACCAAGUUGGGCAUUCCAUAAGAGUAGCUCAUGCCUGUCAGUUCAAUGCACAGUUCUUAAUUCUUAUAGCAGGCGCGACCUGCAGACAUAAGUUGGGUGGCUGCUUAGCUCUCCGAAUUAGGACCUGCCUCCACAGGUGUACCUGCUGAUGGUGGGUACUCAGCAAUACAGACUUUGAUGUGAGCAUAGAAUGUGGUACAGUAUGUUAGGCUGUUGUGGUCCAAGUGGUAGCAGUGUUAGAACUAUGUACCCUCGUUAGGUGGACUAGAGCUUUGCCCCUAUCAGCCUCGACCUUGGGUACUUGAACAAACUUCCCCAUGGCCCUGGCUUUGUUUCUCCAUCACAGACACCUCUCACGUACGGUGCCCCACUUGAAUUGAGUCCUGAGAUCUGGGUGGCCAGAGCUGCUGCGCCUCUUCCAUGAUCCUUCUGUCUCCAUGCUGCUAUGACCUGGACCUCUCAGCGUGGGAAUCUGUGUCUGUCCUCAUCCCUAGGCUGGGACACUGCAUCCUCCCCUCCUGCCACAGAAGGACCUGUCAAACACUCCUAGGGUCUUUAUGGAGUUAGGAGGUCCUGCUGGCCUACUCCCACUCACUCGCCAUGGGCUGGGAACAGGUAGUGGUGACGUCAGGAUGGGGGUGUGGCUUGGGGUCCAGUACUCUGGGAUUAGCUGAAGGGGCACAAUGUUCUUUUUCUUGCCCCUCCAGUUUCUGUGUUCUAUAUUUGUGUUGAACUCUAAAGCUUAUUAAAACAAACCUGAGAGAUUUUCCAUGA
Messenger RNA from Mesocricetus auratus (golden hamster), 6884 nucleotides. It is a transcript of the gene Mtus2, whose product is annotated as microtubule associated scaffold protein 2. Gene Ontology annotation, cellular component: nucleus; cytoplasm. Lineage: Eukaryota; Metazoa; Chordata; Mammalia; Rodentia; Cricetidae. The record is from RefSeq and is a predicted model, not a curated record. The transcript has 16 exons. Gene Ontology annotation, molecular function: microtubule binding. Bases 340 to 4449 code for a protein of 1369 amino acids.